This is a messenger RNA of Drosophila albomicans, 1836 nucleotides long. RefSeq names its product probable WRKY transcription factor protein 1. Bases 151 to 1071 code for a protein of 306 amino acids. The record is from RefSeq and is a predicted model, not a curated record. NCBI's taxonomy places the organism in Eukaryota, Metazoa, Arthropoda, Insecta, Diptera, Drosophilidae. The transcript has 5 exons.
UGAGUGUUGUUCGGUUGUGCUGUGCAUUUCAUAUGCUGCCUGCUUAUCAGCAUACGCGUUGAAAUGCCGUCGCUGCAUUUCACAUAGUUCGCUAGAGAACAAUAACAAACUGCACAUAUCACAGGAUAAAAUAAACUAAACAAGUGAAACAUGUUUUGGAUUUUACGUCGCACUGGCGCUGCCAAUUUCUUUAAUUCGUUGAACAACAAUUGCAACUUCAGCAAGGGCAACAGCAAUGGAGGCGCCGGCGGCAACGGGAACCACAGCAACAACACACAGGACAAAUACGUAAAGAGGCCGCCGCGCAAGGCGUAUGGCAGGCUCAGUGCCGAGGCUGAUGAUGCCGUGUCGCUGGGCAAUAAAAUCGAUGAUCCAUUCGAUGAGCUAGACGAUUUUGAAAUGCUGGCACCAGGUGCCAGCAACAGCAACAGCAAUGGCAAUGCCAACCACAACCACAACGGCAACGGCAACAGCAAUGCGAGCAACAACCCUAACAGCAACACCAACACCAAUAUAAACAGCAAUGGCAACGGCAACGGCAACGGCAACGGCAAUGACGAGGCGAAUGGCAAUGAGAAGAGCCUAGAGCUUUUUCCAUGUACGAACGCUGAUUGCCAGGGCAACUUUGUGGUGGAGAAUGCGCUGUGUGAGCUGGGGCUGUGCCAAGUUAAAGCCAAAUCAUCAAAGGAACUGUCAGCGGGUGCCAUGUCCACAUCCAAGCAGAUUAACGAGAGCACAAUAAGUCGCCUACACGCACUGGCCAUGGCCGACGAUGACGAUGACUACGAUGAAUCGCUCACCUGCAAUGUUUGUGAUCGGUCGUUUCAUUGCCAUCGGCAGUUGGCUUCACAUCAGCAAAAGAAGCGACAUUUUGGCUGCAGCGGUUGUGAUAGCCUGUUUCCAUCGCUGAUGCUGCUCGAACAUCACAAGGAAGAGUUUGAGCACUGGAGCGACGAGGAGAUUGGACGACGUGUCUGCUGCCGUCGUAAUCGAUGCGACGAUGACUACUUCACGGACACGGACUCCUACAUCAGCGAUGCGGAGAGCGAGGACCUGGAGAGAUUGUUGUAAACAUGCAGCAGCUGCACCUGAAGAGCAGCACAGCUGUGGCUACAGAAGACCGAAAAAAAGGAAAAGCGUGUGAUGCCAAAGGCAAAGCCUUUGGGAGCUGGCAUAUUUGUGGCUUCGUGCGGCGUGCGGCGUACGGCGUCAAUUGUUAGGACUGGAAAAACGACGCACCGGAAAUUGCGAAAGUACCGAAUGAAUGUGGCCCAUAAUGAAAAUAGAUUAAACCGGUUGACAAUGGAAGCUCGGCACCACACAACAAUGAGAAAUGAGUGCUCGACCAGCAAGCAGCAAGCAGUCGCAGGCAAAGUCAAGUCGAGGGACUGCGCUACACUUUGACCCAGUAUUGAGAGAGUAUUGUAUAAAAGAGAAAAGGAGCGAAACCAAGCAUAUUGUACUUUUAGAGUUUAACUGCAGACCCCUAGCAAUGGUCUUAAAACAAAAACAAAAGCGAACACACACAAAUACAAUCAAAUAGGAGAACACAAAUACCAAUACAGCAACUAAAAGACAAAGCCAAAGAAAAGCAUACUGCAUAUGUUGUAUGCAAAUUCUUGUAUUUGUGUGUGUAUACAUUUAUAAGUAAAUAUUUGUGUAAAAAAAACAGAGCUAUAUAACCAACACCCCCCAAAAAAAAUGAAAAAAGAAAAAAUGAAUUCAUAUCAUUCAAUGCAUAUGUGUCAACCAAAAUGAAACUAUUUGUGUACGAAUCUGAAUGUGCAUACGACAAAAGAAAUACCUGUAUUUUUAAAUACAAGUACUCGAAAUAAA